Messenger RNA from Ailuropoda melanoleuca (giant panda), 1073 nucleotides. Its product is annotated as glutathione S-transferase theta-1. Lineage: Eukaryota; Metazoa; Chordata; Mammalia; Carnivora; Ursidae. Gene Ontology annotation, biological process: glutathione metabolic process. The transcript is spliced from 5 exons. The record is from RefSeq and is marked validated. Gene Ontology annotation, molecular function: glutathione transferase activity. Gene Ontology annotation, cellular component: cytoplasm. The coding region runs from base 85 to 807 and encodes 240 amino acids.
GGCCCCAGGACCGAGUGCGUUCCUGGCUGCGCUCGUGUUUGCGGAGUCCCCGGGUGUCCGGAGUCAGGUCUUCCCGCCUGCGCCAUGGGCCUGGAGCUUUACCUGGACCUGCUGUCCCAGCCCUGCCGCGCCGUCUACAUCUUUGCCAAGAAGAACCGCAUUCCCUUCGAGCUGCGCCCGGUGGACCUGCUCAAAGGCCAGCACCUCAGUGAUGCCUUCGCCCAGGUGAACCCCCUGAAGAAGGUGCCUGCUUUGAAGGAUGGAGACUUCACCUUGGCUGAGAGUGUGGCCAUCCUGCUCUACCUGACGCACAAGUACAAAGUCCCUGACCACUGGUACCCCCAGGAUGUGCAGGCCUGUGCCCUUGUGGAUGAGUACCUGGCAUGGCAGCACACGACCCUGCGGAGAAGCUGCCUCCGGGCCCUGUGGCAUAAGGUGAUGUUCCCUAUUUUCCUGGGUGAACCAGUAUCUCCUGAGAUACUGGCAGCCACGCUGGCUGAGCUGGAUGUGACCGUGCAGUUGCUUGAGGACAAUUUCCUACAGAACAAGGCCUUUCUCACCGGGCCUCACAUCUCACUGGCUGAUUUGGUGGCCAUCACAGAGCUGAUGCAUCCUGUGGGCGCUGGCUGCCAGGUCUUCGAAGGUCGACCCAAGCUGGCUGCACGGCACCAGCGUGUGGAGGCCGCAGUGGGGGAGGAUCUCUUCCAGGAGGCCCAUGAGGUCAUCCUGAAGGCCAAGGACUCUCCACCUGCAGACCCCACCAUAAAGCAGAAGCUGAUGCCUCUGGUGCUGGCCAUGAUCCAGUGAGCCAGGAAGCCCAGUGCCUGCACUUGCCCUUGGCAGUUCACAAAGCACCUUCAUUUCCAGUGUCCCAGGGGAGGGCAGGAGUGAUUUGCCUGAGUCCCACUGCACCUGUGCUGCCCAGGUCAGGUCCCUACACCCACACCAUCUUGCACAGCUGCCUAAAAGCCACAAUGAGAAUGGAAUAGCCAGAUCUUAUCUCCUUUAAUCACUGCAUCUCAUUUUCAGUUUGGGAAAUAAACCCGGGCUAAGCCUGAAAUACGCUUCUAACU